GACAAAUCCAAGAGGAGAAGAACAACGAAAACGGAUAUGGGAGAAAAAGGAUGUGGGCAAAGAAGAUCAAAGAUGGCGCCUUUUUCUCUCGCAUAGCCCCUUCAUGUCCAGAUUUGUUCGAGCGAUGCUUGCUGUUGUUGUUGGUCUCUGAAACUAGCAUUUUGUACUUUCGAAUCACUUCAAUUCAGAAAAUGAUGGAAUUCGGUUCCAACGAUGCUCUCUCUGUGCUGCGUGACCUCAUCGUUCUUAAGGAUGGAGGGCUGGAAUCUGAGAUUGAAGGCAAUAGUGGAAGCAAGGGAGAGGCUGAUCUCCCAGGGGGUGCUCCUCAUGGUCAUCCCGAAAGCUCAAGAUUACGGGAUAAUGAGAAGGGCGAGGCUGGGCAUUCGGCUGCGGUAAUCAAUGAAGUUUUUGGAGACUCUGAUGAUGAGAAACUGACUAACGAGAAAGUUAUUGCUGAAGAACCACACAAUGCUACUGAGACCAAAGUGAAAAGAAAGGAACUUGGUCCCUCGGAUGUGCUUGAAAUUCCUUUACGCCGGCCCCCAGCUGCUGCAGAUCAGAUGGCAGCAAUCAGAAUCUCCAACAUAAUUGGUAUUGACCCCAAGCCAUUUGAUCCCAUGACAUAUGUGGAAGAAGAUCUUUAUGUGACCGACGAAUCUGGAACAAAAAGACCCAUUCCCCAUACCAAUGUCAUUCGCUGGAGAGAAGUUAAGAAGAACCCUAAUGGAGAAACUUCUGUUGAAAGCAAUGCUCGCUUUGUGAAUUGGUCAGAUGGGAGUAUGCAGCUGUUCAUUGGUAAUGAGCCUUUUGACAUAUCUGAGCAGGAAGCACAAGACAUCCAGAUGCACCUUUUCCUCAAGCACAAGAAGGGGAUAUACCAAUCACAGGGUAGAAUCUCAAGAAAGAUGAAGUUUAUGCCUUCGUCUGUAUCUUCUAAUUCCCAUCGUUCCUUGAGGGCUAUGGUUGAGUCGAGGAACAAAAAGGUCAACAAAGUAAAGCAUUAUGUCCCUGAGAUUGACCCUGAGAGGACGGUGGAGCAAUAUGAAAAGGUGGAAAGGCAAGCAACUAAAGCUAGUAAACAGCUUGAGAAGAAAAAGAAGAAAUUGGCUGAGAAGUACAGGCCUAAGGGCCGCAUGGUGCCUCAACUUUCAUCUGGGUUUCUUGAGGAGACUUCUGAUGAGAAAUCUUAUGAACCUCCUGCUACUAUGCAUCAACUUGAUCUGGACCAUGAAUCGGAAGCUAAAGCAGAGAAGCGCAUCAUGAAUGCAAAGAAGUUGACAAAAGAUGCCAAAAAAUCUUCAUCAUCUGGAGCUAAAUCAGCUAGGGGUUCAUCAAAAGUCUCUGAAGAAGAAAAGUUUGAGCCAAGACUAGGGCAUAAAGGGAAAGAGGUCAAAGGGUCCUUAUCCCGUGCUAAAUCAGCAGAACUGAAAGGAGAAGAAGAGCUUAAUGACGACCCAUAUGUUGAUGCUGAGGUAAUAAAGCGAAAAGGUAAUAGAUUCAUUGAAUCCGAUGAAGACAUGUGGACGCCUCCAAGGAGAACCUCAGGCAGACGCCAGCUCACAAUUGUGUACGAUCCUGAUGACGAAUGAUAAAAUUGGCUCUUGUUUUUGUGAUGAACCAUGGAUAUUGCAAAUUUCAUACAUCUGAGUUCAUAUGGAAAAAUUCGAUCCUGCUGCCAUCGGGAGUUUGUUGAUCAAAUGGUAAACUACUGCCACCGGUAAUUGAAUUUGCAUUCAUAUGGAUGAUUUUUCAGCAUCUUUAGGUUGGUUUUAUCUCGUUUUUCCAGAUGGAUUAUAUAUUUAUGCAGUUUUAUGCAAUUAGCCUUUUGUAACUUUUUGUUAAACAUUUUGGAGGUAAACUCUCCUUCAAACUAUUAGUAGUUUUACCUUCUCAUUUUCUUUGGAGAUAAUGAUUUCAGUAGUUGAUCACCAAGAAUUAAACCUUACGAAUUUCGAGCUUGAGUUUGAUUAUUGCUCGAACCAAUAUUUGUUCAUUAUUCAAGUGAGAGUGUGAGACUAGUGUUCGAGUUUGU
Molecule: messenger RNA, 2032 nt
Organism: Striga asiatica
Lineage: Eukaryota; Viridiplantae; Streptophyta; Magnoliopsida; Lamiales; Orobanchaceae
Source: the annotation of a GenBank genome assembly